AUGGUGUCCAAGCUAAUUCUGUUUGUGUCUCUGAUUUGCGUUUCAGUUUGUAUUAAGGAACCAUUUCAACAUUUACCUGAUGGUUGUGUGAUCCAUACUGAUCAGGGAGUCAUUGAUCUUACUCCGCUAGGAAGUAAAUACCAUCAACCUACAUUUAAAGAUGUAGUUGACCGUAUUACCAAUCUGUAUUCAUAUUCAUGGAAUCCAUGUUUUGCAUUUAAUGAGGGAAACUGCCACAAUGUUUCGAUUUGUCAGAAACUGCUUGCCCUUGACUCUUAUGAAAUUCUCGGUUAUCCAGAACAAGUCACAUUUCAAGAGGUGGAAGGCCAUACAGGUGCUCUAGUCUACCGAUCCACCGAUCAAUUGGGCCAACAAAGGGUUUCAACCAUUCUUCUAACCUGUGAACCUAUUCUAGAUGGAAUAUUCGAAGCUUUCCCCGAGGAUCCUAUUCUCAACUAUAAAUUUGAAUUAAAAAGUAAAUAUGCCUGCCCUAAUCCAUUAACUCCCCCACCACCAGUGACUGGCGGUUCAGUAACAGCUACAGUACCAACACCUCAUCCAAAACCUGGAAUCUUCAGCAUAAAGAUCAUCACCAUUUUACUAUUCUCUAUACAAUGUUCGUUAGUGGUAAUAGUUAUUCUAUUAAUAGUAGCUGUAGUUAGCCAAAUUACCAGACGCUACUCAUCAUCUUCAACAAGCGGAGUUCCAGAAAAAUUGUCUUUUGCUUACAAACAAAUGGACUAGUCUUCACAAUGUUCAUGAAAGGUUCCGCGUACUGAUAGUCGAGAUCCAAUAGGUAUUGUCUUAUAUUCAGUUGUCACCUCAUAUACCAUGUCACACUUGUAUUAUUUUUUUAUUGUUAAAAUAAAAUUGAUAAAUAAAUUUCUAA
Molecule: messenger RNA, 889 nt
Organism: Lottia gigantea (owl limpet)
Lineage: Eukaryota; Metazoa; Mollusca; Gastropoda; Lottiidae
Exons: 6
Coding region: 1-744 (247 amino acids)
Cellular component (GO): trans-Golgi network
Source: RefSeq, a predicted model, not a curated record